Zootermopsis nevadensis is the source of this 9954-nucleotide messenger RNA. It is a transcript of the gene PAN3, whose product is annotated as Poly(A) specific ribonuclease subunit PAN3. Gene Ontology annotation, molecular function: protein kinase activity; poly(A) binding; ATP binding. NCBI's taxonomy places the organism in Eukaryota, Metazoa, Arthropoda, Insecta, Blattodea, Termopsidae. Gene Ontology annotation, cellular component: P-body; PAN complex. The record is from RefSeq and is a predicted model, not a curated record. Gene Ontology annotation, biological process: mRNA processing; protein phosphorylation; nuclear-transcribed mRNA poly(A) tail shortening.
UAGUAGUUUGUAUUGUUGAUUAUCGGUGUGGUAAUUAUUCUCAGUAAGUUGAAGGGAAGCAUAAUUUUUCUAAAUCAAGUUAUGCAUACAAGUACAACAGCGCAAAAAUCUGUUGGUGGUACAGUUCAGCUCUCUCAAUUGUAAUUUGCGCCUCAUUGAUACGGUCUGCGAUUGUUUGUUUCUUUUUUUUGGUGUCACGCUGCGCACGCACAUUUCUGAAUAAGAAAGCGGAAUAGUGGGGAAGGUUUUGUUUGGGGAUGUAUGUGAUGGAGUUGAAAUUUUGCAUCAAUAUUUCAUAAAAAUGCUUCAAGAUCGGACAGUUGGUUGUAGCAAAUGAUAUUUCAAAUCCAUGUACUGUUUGAAUUGCUUCUAUCUUUUCAUGUGAAAAGUUUGUAAACAGAGUCAUGGACAAUAUAUCUGCUGGUGUGAGAAAACCAGCUGUACCUGCGAACAGCAGGGGAAGUUACUUGAGUUCGGGUUUAACAGUCUCAAACAUGGGGACAUGUUAUUCCGGGGAUGAUGCUUUGCUUCUGUCUAGGAAUCAUGGUAUCAGCAACGUAAUUUUUCCUGGAAGUCUCGCUUACUCUGGGAAUAGAGUUAAGCCUGAAGAGCCAUCAUAUACUGGUUGUGAAGACAGAAUGGACCCUAUAUUUUUAUCAUACUCUCAAGCAAAUGGUGUGCCACAAGAGUCAAAACUAGCAACAUACAUGAACCGGCAGAAUACCAGCACGCCAACGAGUACUGUCAAUCAGUCCCUCGCCAAGAACUUGGCUGGUCUGAGUCUAGACGCUGUGGUGUCACUGAAGAAGGUGACUCCACAGGCACCUGAGUUUGUGCCAGCAGCAGGAGGUGGAGGAACAGCUGGUAACACAGUAGCAGGAAAUGGUUCCCCUGAUUUCCUCAACUCAUUCACUGGCUUGUCAAGUUCAGGGGGCCCCCAGGCAACAUUUGGUAGCAGGCGUAGCAGUCUAGAGAGUCCUCUAUCUGCAUCUCCACGAUUGACACCCCAGCCUUCACCUCCACUCAGCAACUGUUCACCUACUCCUACACUUGACAAAACACCCAUAACCCCUGUGUCAACUUACCAGGAGAAUGUUGGCGGCACGACAUACUUCUAUCCAACAACUGUGGCAGUAGCUGGAGCUGCAGGUGGAGGAGAGGCAGCAGGCCUAAAUAGCAGUGGUAUGAGCUCAGGCAGCUCGGUGGUUCCCUCGGUAGUAUUGCCCAGCUUUCACGUUUAUCCUGGCACUCCUACACACCUGGCCUCAAUUAAAGGGAAAUCUACUACACCUGCAGCUGCAUUUUAUGUGGCAAAUGAAAUACGUAUGGAAACAUUGCACAGGAAUGCUCUUGUUCUUGCCCAGCCAGACCCAGAACAAUUCCCAGAAUUACCGAGUGAGAUUGACAACUAUCAUGAGUUGUGCCCACUGAAACCAGUUCCAUCAAAUUCCAUGCACAAAAGCCAGCUGCUGGGUUAUCCCAUGUCCACAUACAAGGCUACCAACACUAAGACUGGAGCUCGGUAUUGCCUGCGCAGAGUGCAUGGAUUUCGUCUGCCCAAUACGAAGUGCAUGUUUCUGGUUGAUAUGUGGAAGCAUCUGCAACAUUCCAACAUUGUUCAGUUACGGGAAGUUUUUACAACUAAGGCUUUUGGAGAUUACUCAAUGAUAUUUGUGUAUGACUAUCAUCCGGGUUCAGAGACGUUGCUGAUGAAGCACUUCACACCUUCGGAGCCACUGAAUGGAUAUGCAGAUCCUUUCUCUGCUGAUCCAACUGCACCACGUCCAUACAGUCACCAAAAGAAUGCCCUUUUAAGGCAACAGCAUGGAGGUGGCAGUGGGAUGCUCCCUGAAGGUGUCAUCUGGAAUUACAUCAUCCAGCUAACAUCUGCCCUCCGAGUGAUUCAUGCAGCUGGUCUUGCAUGUCGAACUCUUGAUCCCACCAAAAUACUGUUAACAGGACGCUCUCGCCUCCGUCUCAGUAGUCUUGCCAUCUCUGACGUUCUCACCUUUGACACCACCUCUCCAAACCCCUUGCAGCUCAUACCACAUUUUCAGCAAGAAGAUCUGACAGCUCUUGGGAAGGUGAUCCUGGCACUUGCUUGCCGAUCACUCAUGGCAGUGCAGCGUGAAAACAUGCAGACAUCAUUGGACCUGGUGGCCCGCACAUACUCAAAUGACUUGCGAAACGUCAUCAUGUAUUUGUUGACCAACCAGCAGCAACAGCAGCACAAGAGUGUGACAGACCUCAUGCCUAUGAUUGGUGCGCGAUUUUACACUCAGUUGGAUGCUAUUCAGAUCCGAUCAGAUGUGCUAGAGAAUGAAAUAUCCAAGGAGAUGGAGAAUGGUCGCUUAUGUAGGCUCCUGGUUAAACUUGGAACUGUUAAUGAACGUCCAGAGUUGAAUCUGGAUCCAACAUGGGCGGAGACUGGAGAUCGUUACAUGCUCAAGCUCUUCCGUGAUUACCUGUUUCAUCAGGUUUCAGAAGAUGGGCGACCAUGGCUUGACAUGUCACACGUUGUGCAAUGCCUUAAUAAACUGGAUACAGCUGCUCCAGAGAAGAUAUGCCUCAUGUCUCGAGAUGAACAGAGCAUCCUUGUGGUGAGCUACGCAGAACUGAAGCACUGUUUGGAGCAGUCAUUUGAGGAGAUCCUCAAUGCAGCCACAAAGCGAGAUCAGAUAGCGUAGUCAGUGACAGUCAGCUACCACCUCUUCUGUAGUAGAAGCGCUGCCCUUCAUGCAUCAUAGUUGCUCCCUUUGUAGAAUGGCAUAGCUCAUCCCUGACUGGACUGACAAAUUGCAGAGAAGGAUGAUGGGAGACUAUGCAUGUGUGUUAUUGUGUAUAUGUGUGUAUGUUAGGCAAAAUUUCCCCCCUUGUACAUUGUGUAUGAUGAUAUACUGGAUAUUUUUCUUCCUUUUAUGCUGGAUCAUUACCAGUAAGUGGUUCUGUUGAAUGGCUGCAAGUAAGUGCGUCAGUGGUGCCAUCGUUGCUGCUUCUUCAGACAUGUAUAUAACUGCCCUCCAGGGUGCUUCCUCCAGGUAUCAAGUAAGAUAUCUCUCGUUAGAGCACCAGCAAAGAAACAAAAUUUGUUGUCUUUAUUUUUAUUUUAUUAUUUUUUUAUUUUCAAAUAUCACUUUUCAGAUGAGAAGUGUGGUAUUUAUGUGAUCAUAGCUUAUUGAUUUGUAAUAUAUUACAGAUGGUAUGCUAUUGAGUCUUUCAUCUGGGGAGGAAGUGGGGCAAGUACCGAGUCUUCCAAGACUUCUGCAGUUUGCCUCGCGCAAAGUUAUAAUGAGGCUUCUUAUUUUAAGGAGGGUUUUUUAUGUGAAGAUAUUGUUUCACAAUUGUACAUGUUUGCAAACUAAGCUCAACUGGUGCAGAGGACACGUACCCUAUUGUGUAUUGAGUGUAUUUUUUUCUAAAUAUAUAUUUUUUCGUAGUGGUGAAUUAAAAGUGGUUUCUGUGGGUGAAGCACAAAAAUGCACCAAAGGUUGUAAGGUAGCCACCAAGAGGCUGACAUGCUUGCAAUUGCUUAUGUGUUCCAGUUUUCAAAUGACAGACAAGUGUAAAUGAAUCUUGAUUUCCUCCUGAGUGCUACACAGCUGUGUGAAAUGCUUGGCAACUGCUUCUCCAACCCAGCUGGAUGGUGGUGAUUGUUACAAGGAGGAGAUGUAUCCUUUACAUUCCCAUUGAUGCUGCUUAGCUUGAAUACAGUAAGAUAAACAUAUAGCCUUCUGUCAUUGCUGCUGCAUAUUUCAGGUUUUUGUAUUGUCCUGAGGCACAAGCUGCAAGACAAUUUUAUCACCAUCUGCUUCACUAUGGUGGCACAAAUCUAUCUUUCGAGUAGAUAAUCAUGGUAUUUCCUGCUUAAGAAAUAUCUGGUGAACACUUCUACCAUAUAUUGUUUAUUAUUCAAGGAAGAUAUGGCAUUUCAAUAGCAACAUUUUCAUUUCGUUUAGUCCGGCUUUGUUGCGUCAAAUCAGUCUUCAUGUACUGUAUGUGAGAAUGCCUAAGUGAAUACAUAUAUUCACUCACAUGAAGGAGACAAUUGAAGGAUAAAGUUCUGGAUCUACAGUGAAACAACACUAGUAUCAGCCUGCUAAGUUACAUUUGAAAAAUGUAUGCAGAGUGUGAGAAGGCAGGAUGCAGCAGGUGUAAGAUACUAGGGUAAUUACAUAUGUGAUAUCUAAAGCAUUAGUACAACAUUAUUUUCCAUCCACUUGUGAAUAUGGCAGACAUGAUUCAGCUGAAUUUGUUAGAAGUGCAAGUAUAAAGUACUUCCUUGUUACACUCUGCACAGUGCCUGCAACUUCUAGAGCAUGUUGUCUUCCAACUGUGUGUGUCCUGCUCGUUGGCACCAAGCAUUCAGGUGGUUGGUCAUGGUGACACUGGGCUGCUUUGGUCUAGUCUCAUAUGUAUAUAUAGAUAUACACACACUUAGAUUCAGUUAUCAUAAAUUUAGUUGUAUGAGUACUGAAAUUGUGUGGUAUAAAGUAAGUGACAGGAUAGAAUACCAAACUGUAAUAUUCCCUGGGUAAAGAUAACAAAAUUGAGUUCGCUAACAAGGGACUCUGAAACAUGAGACCUAUUCCUGCAUUAAUGUUUGCCCAUGCCAUGCACUUUUUAAUCCUUUUCUGCAUGUUGCAAAAGAAAUUUAAAGCCACCAACUUUAUUGGUGAGUGCUCAAAUAGAGCCAGAUUAUAGUAAUAUGUGCAAAUUUAACUACUGUUAUGCUGUCAUUAAAAUAAGCUCAUAUGUUGCAAAGUUGUUAGUCCACCCUGAAAUCCAUAUUUAUUGGAAGAGAUUGCAUUUCAUUCUGUAGAGUUGUAUUGAAAUGUGAAUGUUGUGUUUUGAAAUUAUACUACUAUAUGAAAAUCUUAUUAACAGAUUGUUUGGCAGACAUAGACUUCAUUUGAAAUUUGGUUCAUUUAAAAAGUGAACUGGAAGAAACUGUGCCAGUUUUAUUCUGUUUCCAUGACAAUUUAAAACUGGAUUCACAUACCUUUUGUGCUUGGAAAGAAUGGCUUAAGUUAAUGGAGAUAUGUUUGACUUAGGCUCUUGUUACUGAACAUCUAAUAUGUUGUCAUUUUAGAAGACAUCCAUGAUGUAGGAGGUUCUAGUUUAUUAAUUAAUCCUUAGAAUGUUUCAGUAACUUUUAAUACAGUUUUCUCAUCAAUAAAAUUAUUGAUAAAUAGACAAAUCAAGCAAUAUGGUAAUUUAUUGAAUUAUAAAGAUUGAUAUUAUUUAGUGUUUAACAUUUAUAACAAAACCUAAUAUUCUUAUUUGUAUCAAAUGGUUUUGGUAUGCUCAGCUUAUUAAGAGAAGUACAAACUACUGACUUUAAGGACCUAAGUCACAUUUAUUAUUGUAAUAUAUGCACUACGUGUUACAGUAUUGUGUAGCGAAUCUUUGAUAAUUCUAAUAGAAUAUUGAUGCAUAUUGGCAUUUUUUAUCACUUUCAGAAAACUUGUGGUAUUAUGAAAAUGUACCAUGUGAAGUUUCAGAUUCUCAUGGUAAAGAGUAUGGAGAUGGCUGUGUUCUGGGUUGUUUUGUAGUCUAGUAGAUAUUAACUGACAUUUCAGAGGAUCUUACUGCCUCCAUCAUCACUCUGAUAAUGGAGGCAGUAAACUCUUCGGAAACAUUGGUCAAUAUAUCUCAAGCUAUAUAACCCAACAUUUCAGAAGACAGCCAUCUUAAAAAUGUACCAUAUUUAUUAUUUAACCAAGAAAAUUAUCAUAUUGCUGUAUCGAAGUGUUUGUACACAUUCCAGCAUUGGAAUUUGUUGUAUUAGGCAAGAUGUCUGUGUAAUUAUGAGAUUAGACAUAAUAUAGCCCAAAAUGCGCCAUGCUCAGGUUGUACAGGAUGUGUUCAGAAACUGAUCAGUGAACAGUGUAUUAUUAUGAUAGACAUUAUGCAAUAAUCUGUGAUGACCAGAAAAAGAGAGCGAGAGAGAGCUCAUGCUUGCAAAGGUACAUAUCCUAGCAAAUGUGUGUGUUAUGAAGACAGUGCAGCAGAUGGAGAUUCUGGGCGGAGCUCAGUUCAACAAGGCAACAUUUUAUAGGUUCCAACCUUAGUUUCCCUCUUACAUUGUUUAAAAAUUUCUGCCAUGUUUUGCACAGUGUUGCCAUUGCCUUGAAUUUACCUUGUUGAACAAAUAGAAUAUAUGAUUAUUUUUCUUAUCAUUCAGUAACUUACAUGUUUUUGUCACUUGGAAUGUUUGACAGUACAUCAGCUGAUCCUUUGAUCUGUUCUUUUUAUAUAAAUUAUCUACAACAUAGAUGAUUUUUAAAGCUAGUUGUUCUAAUUUUUUUCUUGACAAUAGAAAUGCAUCCCUACCUACUGUAUAGCAUUAAAACUUGUGAGAACGAUUUCAGUAGGAAGCAUUGCUGUAAUGGUUUUAGUUACUUUUAUGAUCAGUUAAAAUGUAGUUUUAUUUAAUUGUUGUUGAAACACAACAAAAGUGAUGGAUAGUCACAGGAAGGUCAGAUAAUACAUAUUGUUUGUUUUGUGCAAUGCUGUAAUUUCACACAGCUCAAUCAGUUGACUAUAGAUAUUUGAAUUUGUUUUGAUGUGGGAUGUGUGUGUGAAUCAGCGUGCAAAGGAAUGCUUGUAUUAUUCUGGUUAUGUUUUCAGAUCAUGUUGGACAUUUUCUCACAGUAUGGUCAUGGGAAUUCAUCCAUCCAUUGCUUGGAUAAUUAGAUAAGUAUUUGUACAAUACAAACUAAAAGUUUGUAUUAAAUUGUAUAGGGCAGUGAUGUCUUAUAAUUGCCUGAUUGCCUUCCCUUAAAAAUGGCUUAUCCAGACUUAAGUUCCUUUAAACACUGUCUUUGCAACACACAUACAAGUGACCAUAUAUACACAUCAGGAAGUUGUGACUUGGCCUAACUAAAGCUUAGCUGCCUCGGGACCAGGACAAUCAAUCCACAAACUCUACUGAAUUUUUAAAACAGUAUGUGAAGUGUCUUUCUUCCAUGAAGGAAAUAGGUACUUUGAACAUAUUGAGUGUCAGAGGAAGAAUGAAUCUGCAAUAAAAAACCUAAUUGAGAUUUGAGUUGAUGUUUUCCAUUAUGGCCAGUGUGGAAUAAGAAUACAAUUUGUUGAUAUUAAUUUUAUGAUUGUUUUGAGCUUCGAAUUCCAUGCAGGAAUUAUUGUGUUGACAGAAUUCAGUUAAAGGUAACACAUCUAACUGCUACUCUUGAAGCUUACAAAUGAUGGAUAUUUCGAACUGGACUGAGAAGGGAGAGGAAGAGUACAUAUCUAUGUCCACCAUCCAGCUGUGGAAUUUUAAAUGUCAAGCUUUUGUUUUUAAGGUAAUUGUAAUUGAAUUACUUUCAUUGCUAAAUUUAUAAUUUAUUAGCAUGAUAAAAAUGUUGAAAACACAAAGAUAAGUAAAUUGUUUAUACUAGAUCAUUAUACUGUGUAGCUGAAGAAAAAGUAUAUAGCAGAGAACAAUUGAACUUAUAACAGAAGGUGUUUUUUCUGUGUAUUGAAUGGGCACUUAACAAUGACAGUCCUUUUGCAAAAUUAGUUUCAUUUCACCAAAUUAACAAAUCUUUCUUUAUAAGAUUUUGGGUUUCCACAGUGAUUCAUAUAUAAUUUUAUUUUAAUAUCUUCCACUGUAAUGCAGCAUGAGAACCUAAAACAAUGUACCUAAAAAGCCUUUAAUUCAUUUGAGUAUGUAAAACCUUUUCACACAUCCAUGCAAUUGUCCAUGUAAUUAUAUGUAGGUACAUGUGCUCACACAUACUGUUUUACUGGGUUUAACAAACUCACCUGUCUGCUUGUUUGUGAUGAGUGAUAAAUUUAAAAAUCAAAGCCAGUGAGUUAAAAGAAUCUUUGUUUUUUCUCCACAGGUGCCGAACAUUAAAUUUGUAACUGGUAUGGGCAUGUGGGCUAUAGAUAAAGAGUAGAGCAAAGUGCAGUUUUCAGGUUAACAUUUAUCUCUAUAUUAAUGAUCCAUUACAUUUCUCAUUUAGGCUGUUUUGACAUGUGAGAUGCUAAAAGCUGCUGAUAAGAGUAACUCAUCUCUAUCCUGUGCAACUCAGUUACACUUAAUUGUUUGCUAAUAACAAUUGUUCACAGUGUUUUGUAGUGUAUGUGAUAUUAAUUAGGCUGAUUGGAAACAUUUACACUAGCAUGGGUAGGCAUUGUUACACUUGUGGAGGAAAUGUCUGACAAGUAGAAAUUUUGUCUGAUUAGCUAACUGAGCCAACAUUUGACUUUAGUGUAUGUGUGUGUGUGUGCGCGCACACAUGCAUGUGUAUGUAUAUAUAAUUUUUGUGGGUUGUAUGUUAUGUGUGCCUAAAAUUAACCAUUUCAGAUCAGCAGAGAGAAAAGCAUUUGAUGUGCUAAUGACUCAUGUGUCCAUCUUUUUGGAGAAAAAUGGGAACUUUUUAACUGUUAAACUGUUUUUGGUGUGGCUUAGAUGGUAUGUUUUUUCAUCAACAUAAUUUCUUUAACAAUGGGGAGUGGGAGGAUUCCACCAUCUGUCCAUUACGUGGGUUCCUCAUACCUAAAAUUGACCAGUCAGAGGUAAACAUUUCAUGCUGUUAGCUUGAAUCUUUUGCACACCUCUGUUCUGGAGGUAAAUGUGAUAGAAAGGGUGAAGUUUAUAUAGGUAAGUUAUAAAAUUGCCAGUUAUAGACACCAUAUUGUCCAGGCAUUUUUACCUUAGAUUUGUUCUCAAAGUAGUGUCUGCAAAUUAAAAUAUUUAAACCUUUCAAUAUAUUAUCACUGAUCUUUUACAUCAUGUGCUAUUUCAACAAGAUAGUUGCAUGUAAAUGGGAUUAUAUGAUUGUCAAUUUUUCUUUUCUGUUUCUGGAAUGUGGACAUAGAUACUAAAUCUUCAGUAUUACAUGUUUUGUUCAGGCUACCUUAUUUUAAGUGAAAGUUAUAUUUUAUGGAGAUGGUGUCCAUUUUUAAUUGGAUCUCAGUCUUAGAAAGGUCUUAAAGGCAAGAUUAUGUUAUCUUGCACAUAAAUAAUUUCAUUUUGAGUACUUCAUUAUUUCAUUUUUGAUAUUCAGUCAUGUGCAAUUUCCUGAGACAUCACAACUUCUACAUGUGAGAAUAUGGAAAUGUUAUUAAUAAAUAUGGUGUUUUGUUGAAACAUCACAAGAAGUUUGGAAUUUAAUCACAAGCACCAAUUUUUUUUAAAUCUGAAAUAUUAGUUUCAGUAUGUCAUCUGGAGUAUAAUUUGGAAGAAUGGUUCAAAUGGUACAGGUUUUUGUGUAUUUAUUAAACCCAUUCUUCAAUUUAAAUAAAUCCUGCUGUUUGGCUCAUUAAUAAAUAUAUACAAUCGUGCUCAGUCCAUAGCCGACUCCAAAGAGCAUAGUUUUCUAUACGAAGCUGACGGUACUCUCUGCCAAGAAUUUACCUGCCCUUAAUGGGACCAAAAGUUUCAUUGGCAUGUUCACAAUGUCCAACUGCCAGCCAGAUGAAUCCAGUCCAUACUCUCCCACCCUGUUUCCAGGAAAUGUUGGUAUUAUUCUCCGAAGUUAAAUUACAUAGCAUGUUAAAAAAAUUCCCAGACUCAACUUAGACUAGCGAAUCUUCUGCUGCCCACUAUUCUGGGUGUGGUAGGUUACUGUGCUAAGGUUGAGCCCAGGAAUUCUUUGACUGUAGCACUCCACUGUGCUAGUUUUAUAUUGUUAUGUAGAUUCACUCACUGAAACCUUUUCUAACAAUUGUCUAGUUGGCUAAAUUCUUGGGAUACAGGAAGUACAUAACCUUUUGGUGAUGUGAGACACUAAAGUUUCUAUCUGGCCUGACUCCUGGAAUGGGCACCAUCAACCCACCUACAUUUAUUUUAGCAGUUAAUAGACAAGAAGCCUGAAUUCAGAGUAAAUGUUUAUAUUUCACAUUAUCUGUUCCCUUUCUUUAUAACAUCUUACUUCUUAAUCUGGUCAUAAUGUAUACAAAUGUAAAUGUUCUGUUUCAAUAAAGUAUUUUUAAAAACAA